AGUUAUUUACUCCCCAAAAAAUCGGUUCUUUCGCUUUCUAGAUUCAGUUCCGUUAUGUCAACGUAACUGUUCUUUUCUUUUCUUGACUUCUCUAUCGUCCACGUGUUCUUGUUCCUCCUUUUCUUCACCCUACAGCUACUUCCCAAUCCUCAUUCAACACAUGUUCUUCCCACUCUCAAUUUUUCUCUCAUUCUGUUACUAGUUUUCUUUUCUUCUUCCCAAAAUGGAUCAAGGAACAGACUUUAAACUCACCCAGAUGAAAAAGUCUGUUGAAAAGCUUGGUUCUUCUACACAGGGUUAUGGGGACCCAACAUUAAUGAGGUUUAUGAUUGCACGGUCAAUGGAAUCAGAUAAAGCAGCAAAUAUGUUUGUCCAAUGGCAGAAAUGGAGGGAUACUAUGGUUCCUAAUGGAUUCAUUUCAGAUUCUGAAGUUCCUUAUGAAUUAGAAACUAGAAAGAUCUUUUUGCAGGGUUUGUCUCAAGAUAAAUAUCCUGUGAUGAUUGUUCAAGCAAGUAGACACUUCCCUUCCAAGGAUCAAGAUCAAUUCAAGAAAUUUAUUGUACAUUUACUGGACAAGACAAUCGCGAGUGCUUUCAAGGGAAGGGAGGUAGGAAAUGAAAAGUUGAUUGGAGUUCUUGAUCUGCAAAAUAUUGCAUAUAAGAAUGUCGAUGCACGUGGUUUAAUUAUGGGAUUUCAAUUUUUGCAGGGUUACUACCCCGAGCGUUUAGCUAAGUGUUAUAUUUUACAUAUGCCAUGGUUUUUUGUGAGUGUUUGGAGACUAGUUUCUACCUUCCUAGACAAGGCAACACAAGAUAAGAUUGUAAUUAUAAGCAAUGAGGAUGAGAAAAAAAAGUUCAUAAGUGAUGUUGGUGAAGAUAUUCUUCCAGAAGAGUAUGGUGGAAGAGCAAAGCUUGUACCUAUCCAAGAUGUUGAAGUGACACCAUUGGAAAAUGGAAGAACACAUUGACUAAAUUGUUUGCUUGACAAUUAAACCAUCAUUUUAGAGUCUAAAUAGGGGGCUUCAAUUGCUUAUAUUCCUAACCCCUUUGUCAUAUAUAGAAUUUUAACUAGAGGACACAAGGGUAUGAUAAGAUAGAGUAUACCUAUUCUAUCCUUCUGGAAAACCAAAUAAUGAAUUGAGACACGAUAAGAUAAUUUAUCCUGAAUUGAGAGAUGUAAGAUAAUUUAUUCUAUUUUGUCUAUGUUAAAGACUUGUUGCUGCGA
Messenger RNA from Trifolium pratense (red clover), 1224 nucleotides. RefSeq names its product sec14 cytosolic factor. The transcript has 6 exons. The record is from RefSeq and is a predicted model, not a curated record. Lineage: Eukaryota; Viridiplantae; Streptophyta; Magnoliopsida; Fabales; Fabaceae. Bases 224 to 967 code for a protein of 247 amino acids.